Metopolophium dirhodum (rose-grain aphid) is the source of this 964-nucleotide messenger RNA. RefSeq lists its product as uncharacterized. The transcript is spliced from 4 exons. NCBI's taxonomy places the organism in Eukaryota, Metazoa, Arthropoda, Insecta, Hemiptera, Aphididae. The record is from RefSeq and is a predicted model, not a curated record. The coding region runs from base 232 to 828 and encodes 198 amino acids.
UGGCAAUAUUGGUAAAGCGUCUCUCACACAGGAAAAUAUUAAUAUGCUCAUACUCUUUAUAGUAAAUUAUUAAAUUGUUUAAAGUAGUAAAUAAAACUGCGUUUUUUAAUUCUGAUUAGGAUUUUCCAUCGAUAAUAUUUAAACGUAUUUUUUGUAUUUAAUCGGUAUUCGGUAUUAAACAUACCAUAGUUGAGUGUAAAGGAAUAUUGAAAACACUAAACAACAAAAAAAAUGUCCGAUAUACGAAAACGACGGUCCAGUUUUUUUCCAAAACCUGUUGAAGAGAAUCAUGAAAAACAAUUGGAGCUGUUUAAAAACAUGAAUUGGGUAAAUGAAGAAAAAGAAAACAUAGUUUCUAAUUCAAUGAUACUUGGCGGUCGAGGAAAACAAACAUUACAAGAAUAUACUGAACAAUUGAGAAGCCGUAAACAAGAAUAUCCAAAAUUGGUAUCUAUUAAACAAGAAGAACAAAUUCAUUUAAAAGAGAAAUUACGUAAAAGCAAAGUUGAAAUAAAUUGGGAAACUGCUUGUGAUGGAUUAACAGACUUUGAACGAGAUUUUACUUUUAAUAGACCUAAUUAUAAGUGUUUAGUCGAAAAAAUCCAUUUACUCACAUUACAUACGUCCUUAGUUAAAAGAUCCAAUUAUGAACUAAAUUUUAUUUUAAAUGCAUUUAAUAGGCGGGCUAAUGAAGAAAUAAAUAAAUUACAAGAAUUGUUUAUUGAUAAAAUUGUAGAAGACAGUGGUGUUGGUACUUCAUACUACAGUAGUGAUACAAAUUCAUCAACUACGGAUUCGUCUGAAGACGAAAGUUUAAAAUCUAAUUGAAUUUUGCAAUAUUAUUAAUAAUACAAAUUAUACAAAAAAAAAUUUAUUUCAUAUAAAAUUAUAAGGUGUAUUACCUACAUUUCAAUACAUAUUAGAUUUUUGAGUUAAUAAAUGAAUAAAUCCUAAUACAAAACAA